CGAUCUUUGGUAAAGCUAGCCGGCUAACUAGUAGCUCAAAGAGACGCCAUUAGUUGGGUGAAAACCAGGCUUUCAUAUUAGGCUGAAAGGGGAACUAGCUCACGGUUCAGACACAUUUCCGCUACACCUGUUGGUGGAUAUUGAUGAAAGGGAGAUUCGCGUAUGUUGUCGAGGUGUUCUUCUCCUGAUUUGAGCUGUUUUUCUCAAGUCGGAAGCUGAUGUGAGCUGCGCAGGACUUCAUUAGCAUUAGCAGUGCUAGCUUGUUUUGGUAAAAAAAAGCUUCUUCAGUAAAGCGAUGGCUGCCGGAGGAACGGGCGGCAGAACCUACUCGUUCAAGGUGGUGCUGUUGGGGGAAGGCUGUGUGGGGAAGACAUCCCUGGUGCUGCGAUACUGCGAGAACAAAUUCAACGACAAACACAUCACAACUCUACAGGCGUCCUUCCUCACAAAGAAGCUCAACAUCACAGGAAAGAGAGUCAACCUGGCCAUAUGGGACACAGCAGGGCAGGAGCGUUUUCAUGCGUUAGGUCCAAUCUACUACAGAGACUCCAACGGAGCCAUUCUAGUCUACGACAUCACAGACGAAGACUCCUUUCAGAAGGUGAAGAACUGGGUGAAAGAGUUGAGGAAAAUGUUGGGGAACGAGAUUUGUUUAUGUAUAGUAGGUAAUAAAAUAGAUCUGGACAAAGACAGACACGUUUCAGUGGAAGAGGCCGAGAGUUACGCGGAGUCAGUGGGAGCCAAACACUACCACACGUCAGCCAAGCUAAAUAAAGGCAUCGAGGAGCUCUUCCUGGAUCUCUGUAAAAGGAUGAUGGAAACGGCUCAGGCAGACGCCAGGUUGAAGGGCAACGGAGCCAGCCAAUCAGCAUCGAGUAGGCGGGGCGUACAGAUCGUCGAUGAUGAACCACAAGCCACGCCGGCGGGUGGAUGCUGCUCUUCUGGCUAACACACACAUUUUUACACACACACACACACACUCUCUCUGUCAUACAUGCUUGCAGACAUAUUCACACGGUGUCGGCUCUAAAAUCUUUAAAUUAAUCUGUUCACUCAGUACCGCCUCUGCUGCUAAGGAGCAUGGGAAAUAUAUUUAAAAUGGGUUUUAUCAUUGUUCCCUUCAAAGUAAAAGUAAUUUAUGAUUAAAAAGAAAGUGUGUUUUCAGAGAUUAAAAUCGACUAAAAUCA
Labrus mixtus (cuckoo wrasse) is the source of this 1187-nucleotide messenger RNA. RefSeq names its product RAB21, member RAS oncogene family (gene rab21). Gene Ontology annotation, biological process: Rab protein signal transduction. Bases 296 to 949 code for a protein of 217 amino acids. The record is from RefSeq and is a predicted model, not a curated record. Gene Ontology annotation, molecular function: GTPase activity; GTP binding. The transcript has 7 exons. NCBI's taxonomy places the organism in Eukaryota, Metazoa, Chordata, Actinopteri, Labriformes, Labridae.